Molecule: messenger RNA, 2960 nt
Organism: Lotus japonicus
Lineage: Eukaryota; Viridiplantae; Streptophyta; Magnoliopsida; Fabales; Fabaceae
Exons: 13
Coding region: 152-2809 (885 amino acids)
Molecular function (GO): protein binding
Source: RefSeq, a predicted model, not a curated record
CUGAAUGAGAGGUAGAAAAAGGUGGUUAGUUUCUUCACUCCCCUCAAUCACACACAGUUCACUUCACUCUGCGAGAUUCGGUAAUUAGGGUUUCGAAAUUCCCGCCAAACCCCUCUCUCUCUCUCGCGCGCGCACUCUCUCUGUCACUGCAAUGGCGGUAGAGGAGGAGAAACCGGAGGUCGUAACCACGCCCACGGCGGCGUCAAAACCCAACGGCGGCGAGAAUUCUGCAAGGAAGCAAGUGUUGAAUGUUGGCCCAAGAGAUCGCAUUGUGUCUGUCGCCUCCAACUUGGCUUCGCAACCACUUCACAACUCCGAUCCUGGCGUUUGGGGUGUCCUCACCGCCAUCUCCAACAAUGCCCGCAAAAGGCAACAGGGAAUUAAUAUUUUAUUAACUGCUGAUGAGCACUGCAUUGGGCGAUUGGUCGAGGAUGCGCGUUUCCAGAUUGAUUCAUUUUCUGUUAGUGGAAACCAUUGCAGAAUAUCGAGGACAAUUGUUACUAACGAAAAUAAGGAGAACAGCACAUCAAUAUUAUUGAAAGAUACAAGCACAAAUGGAACUUACCUGAACUGGGAGAAGUUGACAAAGAAUGCUCCUGCUGUCAAAGUUUGUCAUGGUGAUAUUAUAUCGUUUGCUGCGCCUCCUCAGCAUGAGCAUGCAUUUGCUUUUGUAUAUCGAGAGGUACUUUUGUCCACCUCUACGCAGGACAAUGCAGCUGCAAAACGAAAAGCAGAGGAUUUUGUUUCUGAAAACAAGAGAUUUAAAGGCUUAGGCAUUGGCGCUCCUGAGGGUCCCAUAUCUCUUGAUGAUUUUCGAAGUCUUCAGAGAUCAAACACGCAAUUAAGGAAGCAAGUGGAGGAUCAGGUUAUAUUAAUUGAUACUCUUCGGACUGACAACCGUGCAGUUGUUGAGCGUCAUGAAAGUGAAUUAAAUUCUGUCAAAGAGUCGGUUGCAAAAUGUUACCUUGACCAAAUAAAAGAAUUACAACAAAUGGUGGAUCUCAAACAGAAAGAACUAGAAGAUAUCAACAGGGCAUCUGCUGAAUUAAAACAUUCCCUGGAAGAUCUGAAUGGAAGGCUUAGUGCUUCUAUGCAGUCAUGUGCUGAAGCAAAUGUUUUAAUAAGCAGUCAAAUGGCAAAUAUAGCUGAACUCAAGGAACAAUUAGAUGAAGAGCGAACUCAGCGCAAAGAAGAGCGAGAAAAGGCUGCAGCUGAUCUAAAAGCUGCUGUUAAUAAAGCCCAGUCUGAGGCUCAGGAAGAAUUAAAAAAACUCUCAGAUACUUCCUUGAGAAGAGAAAGAGAGCUACAAGAAGCAAUAAAUAAGCUACAGGAGUCAGAGAGAGAAAAGUGUUCACUGGUCGAAACCUUGAGGCCCAAGCUGGAGGAUACUAGGCAAAAGUUAGUGGUCUCUGAUAACAAGGUUCGGCAGUUGGAAGCCCAAGUACAUCAAGAGAAGCUUAACACUGAAAAUGGAAUGAAGAAAGUAGAAGAACUUGAACAGGAAACAAGAAGAUUAAGAAAAGAGCUUGAGAGCGAAAAGCAGGCAGCUCGUGAUGAAGCAUGGGCUAAAGUUUCAGUUCUUGAGCUUGAGAUAAAUGCUGCAAUGCGAGAUCUUGAUUUUGAGAGGCAGAGGUUAAAAGGAGCCAGGGAAAAACUUAUGCUUCGGGAAACACAGUUAAGGGCAUUUUAUUCUACAACUGAAGAGAUACAAGGACUGUUUGCUAAGCAACAGGAACAAUUGAAGGCUAUGCAGAGAACUCUAGAAGAUGACGAAAACUAUGAGAAUACUUCUAUAGAUAUGGAUGGAGUUAUAGGUGGAACCUCAGGCAGAGAAAAAGAAGUUGCAGGGUACCAUAGCAAAAAUGUUGCCAAGGCAGGAUCAGCUACUGCACAGAAGCUCAGCCGAGAUCAAGUUGAAACAUCGAGCCAUGAAGCAAGUAUCACCGAGAAGCAUGACUGUGAUAUAAGAAGUCAAGAAUGCCAAAACACACAGGAGGCUGAAUUCACCAGUGCUGACCACGACCAUGGUACUAGAGGUGGAUGUGGUUCCGAUACUGAUUGUGUUGACACAACAGCUUUGGUGGAGGGAGACGCCGUUGGCACUGAACGGGUUCUUGAAACUGAAAGUCCUACAAAUUACGGUGAACGGAAUUUUGAUUUGAACGGUGGUCCUCUAGAUGGGGACACUAUGCAACUUGAGGAUGAAAUCAAUGUACAAGAAACCGAGAAGCAUGUUCAAAUGCCUUGUCCUGAAGUUUCACAACAUUCUCAAUCAAAUAUUCAUGUAGACACUGAAAAGACCAUUGAGGAUACAGAAGCUGGAGGCACAAUCAGAACAGCAGACCUUAUAACUUCUGAAGUUGUUGGUAGCUGGGCUUGCAGUACAGCCCCUUCUGUGCAUGGAGAAAAUGAGUCUCCGAACAAAGACAAUAACGAAGGUUCCGGGGCAUUACAUGAUUCAAAUAUCCUGGUGGCCGAGAGCCAGAACACUCCUGAUGCUGCCGCUGCUGCCCGAAGGGAUGAACGACAAGCACUGAGUGAGAUGAUUGGCAUUGUUGCGCCUGAUUUGAGGGAGCAAUUUGGAGGUUCUGCAUAUGAUCGUGAUCAAGACCGAAAAGACCAGAGUGAUUCAUCUAACUCAGAUACUGAAAGCUGUAGCAACACUGAUGGUGAUGACAGAGCUAAUGUAAAGGUUGGAUCAAUAUCUGAUGAAGAAACUCAGGUCAGCGACAAUGUCGAGGAGGAUCAAAAGCAGGAUGAUGCCAUGGAAGAAGAUGAUGAAGACACUCAAGAAGAUUCAUAUUCUUAGACAAAUGGGGGUGUUUUACAAAUAAAUUUUGGCAUGUAAGUUGUGAAUACUAUAGUAGUCUCCUGUAAUUUAUCUUGCUUUCCUCACCCUCUGUAAUUAUAUUUAAUGCAUUUCGUUGUAAAUUUUAUUAUUUAUAUGGGUUUUCCUGCCA